AACUUGUGGUGGACCGUGGACGAGUAUAACUAUAAACAUUUAAAAUAAAAUAAAAAUGGAAUUUCAGACUUUCCAGUCCAAUUUCUUUUGAUUUCUCAUUCUGGUCUACCAGUCGUGGUGCUUGUCUCCUUCACUCAAUGGAUGCUGCUAAAGUUGUGUCGCAAUCACGGAAUCAGCCGGACGCUUUAAUGGCUCCGACAUCCGAUAUCGAUUCUCAGCUCACUUCUAUCGUCUCCGAUCUGUCACAACAAGUGCAAGUUGUAGUGGAGAACAUGGUGAAGAUGAUAAAGGAAAUUGACCAGAGCUCCACUGAAAUAGCAGAAGAGAUAGAAAAGUGCAAAGACACUGCUCUUGAGAGGAAGAGAAGCUUAGAAGAACAGAAAACGGAUUUUCAGAAAGCUGCUUAUGCUGUUCUAAACAUGCUGAAUAGUGAAGAGAUCAACUGAUGCUGUAUGCUUUUCGACUUUUUUAUUGUUUCCCAAUUUCCCUGAUUGAUAGUGCAGAUUCCAGCAUGUACUUUCAUAUUGCUAGCACUGCUUGUUAGCUCAUACUCUCUCUGUUUAUCCGUUCUCAGACAUUCAAGGUUUCUACACAUGAUAUUAGGAAAACAUUGCUCCAGAAUUGUUGAAGAAUGAAUGAAUGAGUGGAGAUUUUUGUCAAAUCGUGAAACAGCUUGUAUUGUACGAUUGUGAAGCAUAUUAAAAUAAAAAAUCUAGACAACAAAAGCCAAACUUAUAUCAUGAAAAAAUGUUGAAAGCUUUGGAAAUAAGGUCCUCAACUUCAGCAUGUCGUUGCACUACAAAAAAAUUCCAACAUUUCCCCAUGAUGGUUGACUUUAAGUAGUUCUAUUUAUGCAUUUCUACUUGAAGGCUUUUUGUUUGGAAAUUUGAGUACUUAUAUAGCCUGUUGUGUGUUUGUU
Molecule: messenger RNA, 919 nt
Organism: Cuscuta epithymum
Lineage: Eukaryota; Viridiplantae; Streptophyta; Magnoliopsida; Solanales; Convolvulaceae
Source: the annotation of a GenBank genome assembly